Molecule: messenger RNA, 474 nt
Organism: Parnassius mnemosyne (clouded apollo)
Lineage: Eukaryota; Metazoa; Arthropoda; Insecta; Lepidoptera; Papilionidae
Source: the annotation of a GenBank genome assembly
UUGGUAAAAGUAGUUAGUACCUUAGGCGCAACUCCCUUCACCGGUUCGGAUACUUUGGUUAGGCAAUUAUUAAGACAAUUGCCAAACCAAAGUAUCCAAACGGCCCCUGCCGCUCCUUCAACCUCCGCAGCCCCCGUUGCUGCCUCAAACCCCGCAGCUCCCGCUGCCGUCUCUGCCCCCGCAGCCCCCACUGCUGCUACGGCUCCCCUAAUGUCAAUGGACAUCGCCCCACCAUCAAAGCCAGCUUCCCGCUGUGUCCCAAUCCUUGCAAAGAAGCAAGUCCCGCCCCCUGUCUUCCUAAGAGACAAGGCAUUAUUCAUCAAGCUGUCGAAAUCCUUAUACGACGCAGGCAUUAAAUAUGACCAUGCGAUUAACCUCGGGGAGACUAUUAAAAUCAUUCCCAACUCGAUCGAUGCCUUCCGUAAGCUAUUUAUUACAAUGGCUUCAACCAACGGCUUAGUGCCCAAAAUCUGA